UUUGGCGUUCUGUAUAUGAUCACAAUCAACCUGUCAUCAACUAAUACACACACACACACACACACACACACACACACACACACACGACAUCAUGUCAAAUCAACAACCUGUCAAAAUCAUCAAAGCUGACGAAAUUGGUAAACAAGAUGCAGGUUAUACCGAAGGCAUGAGUCGUAAAUCCGCUUUGGUUGGCUGUUGUGAUAAUUUGAGUAGUUCAAUCAUGGACGCCGAACCAAAUAGUUCAAGUGCAAUUCAUCAUCAUGGCGAGCAGAACACAAUCGUAUAUGCACUCUCUGGCAGAGGAUCAAUCGCAUAUGGUCCAGAUAAAUCUCAACGAGUUGAAUUAUUACCAGGAGAUCAUGCCCUGAUUCCCGCUUUUGUCGAGCAUCAAGAGGUAAACGCUAGCAAUGAACCAAUUCGUUGGAUCAUCGUUCGUUCUGGUUCAACGCCAAAAGUUGUGAAUUUGGAAGGUUGGGGUGCCUCGAAAAAGUGAAGAAAUGCUUUGUUUCAACUCACGCGAGCAGGCCACAUUGUAUAACAAACUCUUUAAUUUCGAUUGAAAUGACUACAUGAACUUCUUUUCUUCUAGAUCGAUUCUCUCUUCCAAGGUAUUCCUUCCGAUAUGCGAAAUGAGGUAGAAGGAUGCAAUUUCAGACAUGAAUGAGAACAAACAUUUUUUACGCGGUGGAGGUGGAUAGGAAAGGAUG
Meira miltonrushii is the source of this 707-nucleotide messenger RNA. RefSeq names its product RmlC-like cupin. Lineage: Eukaryota; Fungi; Basidiomycota; Exobasidiomycetes; Exobasidiales; Brachybasidiaceae. The record is from RefSeq and is a predicted model, not a curated record. Bases 92 to 493 code for a protein of 133 amino acids. The transcript is spliced from 4 exons.